This is a messenger RNA of Scleropages formosus (Asian bonytongue), 2774 nucleotides long. RefSeq names its product moesin-like. The record is from RefSeq and is a predicted model, not a curated record. The transcript is spliced from 13 exons. Gene Ontology annotation, molecular function: actin binding. NCBI's taxonomy places the organism in Eukaryota, Metazoa, Chordata, Actinopteri, Osteoglossiformes, Osteoglossidae. Gene Ontology annotation, cellular component: cytoskeleton. The coding region runs from base 181 to 1917 and encodes 578 amino acids.
UGGGAGUACAGUGAAGUAGUGCUCCAGAGGAACAGCUCCAACCAGGAACUGUGUCCUCCUAGAAGGUCUGUAAGACUUCUGUCAAGUCCUCUCUCUUCAUAUCAUUGUCCUCCCAGUUGAUGAUCCCAUCUUGAUCCCUGAGAAACGGUCACUGCAUGUUGGGAUUGCCAACCUCUAACAAUGCCUAAAACUCUCAAUGUACGUGUCACCACAAUGGACGCAGAGCUCGAUUUUGCCAUUCAGAGCAACACUACUGGCAAACAGCUCUUCAAUCAGGUGGUGUUGACUGUGGGACUUCGCGAAGUCUGGUUCUUUGGAUUGCAGUAUCAGGACUCCAAAGGAUUCUCCACGUGGCUCAAGCUCAACAAGAAGGUUACAGCCCAAGACAUGCGGAAGGAGAGCCCAUUACCCUUCAAGUUCCGGGCCAAGUUCUACCCCGAGGAUGUGUCCGAGGAACUGAUCCAGGAGAGCACCCAGCGGCUCUUCUUUCUCCAGGUGAAAGAGGCAAUCCUCAACGAUGACAUCUACUGUCCACCGGAGACAGCCGUGCUGUUGGCUUCCUAUGCUGUACAGACCAAGUAUGGAGACCACAGUCCAGGCAUCCAUCUACCAGGAUACCUAUCCAAUGAGAAGUUUCUACCGCAGAGAGUCCUGGAGCAACACAAGCUGAGCAAGGAACAGUGGGAGGAGAGAAUCCAGGUGUGGCAUGAGGAACACAAGGGAAUGCCUAGAGAGGACUCAAUGUUGGAAUAUCUCAAGAUCGCUCAGGAUCUGGAGAUGUACGGAGUCAAUUACUUCUGUAUCAAGAACAAGAAGGGCUCAGAGCUGUGGCUUGGUGUUGAUGCACUGGGACUCAAUAUAUAUGAGCAGAAUGACAAGAUGACACCAAAAAUUGGAUUCCCUUGGAGUGAAAUUAGAAACAUUUCUUUCAGUGACAAGAAAUUUGUUAUCAAACCAAUUGACAAGAAAGCACCAGACUUUGUGUUCUAUGCUGCUCGUCUGCGCAUCAACAAACGUAUCCUGGCUCUUUGCAUGGGCAACCAUGAACUGUACAUGCGCCGCCGCAAGCCUGACACCAUUGAGGUGCAGCAGAUGAAGGCUCAGGCCCGUGAGGAGAAGUAUCAGAAACAGAUUGAGAGGGCACUGCUGGAGAAUGAGAAGAAGAAGCGAGAAAUUGCAGAGAAGGAGAAAGAGAAGAUUGAGCGGGAAAAGGAGGAGCUGAUGGAGCGGCUCAUGGAGAUUGAAGAGCAAACCAGAAAAGCUCAACAAGCACUGGAAGAACAAACAAGGAGGGCUUUGGAGCUUGAACAGGAAUGGAGGUGUGCACAGGAGGAAGCGGAACGGCUGGAGAAGGACCGGCGGAUGGCUGAGGAGGCCAAAGCUUCCUUAUUGCAGCAGUCCAAAAACCAGAUGAAGAAUCAAGAACUACUAGCCACUGAACUGGCUGAACUGACAUCAAAGAUCUCGCUCUUGGAAGAUGCCAAAAGGAAAAAAGAGGAAGAGGUCACAGAGUGGCAGAAGAAGUGUCGCUCACGGCAGACAGAUUUGGUGCAGGAAGACUUGAAAAAGACCAAGGUGGAGCUCAGGAGCAAGGUGAUGUCCUUUACUGUUGAAAAUGAGCACGACGAGAACGACGAGAGCAGUGCAGAAGCGAGUGCAGAGCUCACGGCUGUGGGGUCCUACAGAGACCGCAGUGAAGAGGACCGACUGACUGAGGCCGAGAAGAAUGAACGUGUUCAGAAACACCUGCUGGCCCUCAGCUCGGAGCUGGCCAACGCUCGUGACGAAACUAAGAAAACAGCAAAUGACAUCAUCCAUGCUGAGAAUGUGAGAUCUGGUCGCGACAAGUACAAAACCUUGCGGCAGAUCAGACAGGGCAACACCAAACAGCGCAUCGAUGAGUUUGAGUCCAUGUAAGCAGGACAGACCAGAGGGCGUUCAUGAGUAAAACCAGCAGACCCCUUCCUAGCCGCACUGGGAUUUUAUAUUUACACCUUUUUGUUAUGAACAAUUUUGCUAUCAUUAAUCAUACAGCAGUACACUAAUCUGGUAGAAAAAAAAAAUACUGACACUAUUGUGCUGUACAUAUUUACUUGUAUCUGGCAAAAUUCAGACCUUAUUGGGUAGAUUUCUGUUCAACAGGUGCUAUUCUGUAAUACUCAUCUGUCGCGGGAUUUUAUUUUUCAUUGUGUGUUCUUCUGUCUGUUUGAAUCAGUUUUUUGAACAAUAGCCCCCUUUUUUCAAGAUUAUCAGCCAAGUCAUGUUUGCAAAACACUUAUAUUCCCUUUACAACAUUUAAAAAUAUUGCUUUAGCAUCAUAUAGCCUUUUGUUUUUUUUAAUUCUUCUUGCUAUUACAUCUGUACUUUACUUACAGUUAAUUUGCAGUACUUUCCAUGGUCAGCAUUUAAAACAAAGAAAUGAAAGGCAACACUUAUAUUUCUUUCUUUAUUUCUUUCAAUUUGCUGUCCUAAGCAAUGUUGGUCAUUGCUACUGUUGUGCUAUGCUGUAUGUACUUCUAUACUUUCAUUAAUUUAAUAUUGAUAGCCAGUAUUCCAAAAGCAAAGUGAAAGUGGUCCACAACAUAUCCUGGAAACACAGGACACUUAGCAGGAUACACUCUGGGGUUAUUACAGGGUGUACACACACACACACACACACACACACACACACACACACACACACACCUUUGCUCACAUUUACCAGUUCAUCUGCAACACACAGCAAUUCAGUUCAUUUAUUAAUAUUUUAUAAAUUGCCAUUUUGCCCAUUUUAA